GUGCCUCAGUCUCCUUCGUUCUCCCCCAUUGGCGCCCAAAACCCUGCAGGAUUCGCCACUAAAACGCCCCCCUCUUCCCCCAAAAGUCAAAACCCUAGAAAUCUCCAACUCUUAGAAUAAAAGAAAACCCUAACCCUAGAUUGUUGGCGUAUUGAUGGAUCCGUCGGGUUUAGUGCCGACGGAGGACACGAUCGAGGCCCUGCUCGAUCAUCUCGUUGAUCCUCUUCUCCCGAUCGUGGAGGUUAGGGGCGAGGUUCCUAACGAUCAUCAGCAGCUAAUGCUCGCAAAGCAGAUGCAUGCAGUUGUGAUACUUUAUAAUUAUUAUCACCGAAAGCAGUUUCCUAAACUAGAGUUUCUUGGUUUAGAGUCCUUUUUCAAACUCUGCUGCAUAGCCAAACCAGGGAUAUUACAUUACCUGAAAUAUAUGCAUGGAUGUGAAGAGGGUUCUGAUAAUCUCAACAACCAGUUCUCCAUCACUGAGAAGAUGGUCAUGGAUGCUUGUAAUAUUUGUAUAGAAUUAGAUUCAUCAAAAGAUAAUCCAAUCAUACAGGGAUGGCCAAUUUCUAAAGUUGCGGUCUUUCUAGUUGAUCCUACAAACAAAAACUGUUUGCUUCAGUUCUGUUCUAUUACUCAAGGUGUCUGGUCAUUAGUGGAAAAAGCUGUUGAAGCCCACUAUGAAAAUGGAUUCUCACAGAAUGAAGCUGAUGAGUUCGAAAAAGUACUUGAGCAGCUUGCAUUUUCUUCUGUUGAGCAAGAAACAGGAAUUAGUCGCUCAGAUUUAAGCAUUCUGGAACGUCAUUUGACAUAUUCAUUAAGUCAUGAGAAGACAACUUCCAGAUUGUAUAUUAUGAAGUAUGGAAGAGUAUUGAGCGAGGAGCUUCCCGAAGUUGCUAUAGAAGAUGUGAUAACAAGCUUGGAAGGACCAUUAGUUAAGAAGGAUUUAACUUGCGAAGUAACAUCAGUGGUUGAAUACUAUAACAUCUUGCCAUAUGUUGAAAUUAUAGCCAGUUGGCUAUCCAGGGAAGAUGCUAAUCAUGAUUCCUUGAAUUUGUGGGGACAGCAGGUAAUCAAAGAAGGGAAGUGUAGUCUGCAGCCGAAUGGAGUAGCUUCAAUAGCAGAUCACAAGGUUGAUAUCAAAUUUGUUUCAAGUGAAUCCAAUGCAGACAUAGGGAAUAGAAAGGAGAGCAAAACGCUAACUAUAGAAACUAGCAGAAGUCAACUAUCAUCAGUAAACGGGUCUCUAGAAUCUGCUAUUAGGCCAGAAAAUAUAGCUGGCAGUCCUUGCAUUGAGCAAGAAGACCGCAUUAUCAUGAAAGACCAGGCAAUGAAUGAUAAGCCUAUGCAGAAUGAGCAGGAUAAUAAUGAUCUAGACAACGAGAAAAAUAAUUUGAUGGAUGGUAAUACAUAUAACAAUAGAGUUGAUGGGUCAUAUAGAGUUACUAAUUCUUGCAAGGCUGUCGAUUUGAAGCAUCCUUUGGUGCUGGACAGAAUGCCCAUGGAAGAUGAAGGCAUGAAUACAAAAUCUGAUUUAAGCGAGCGCAAUGUAAACAACAAAGACAAAAAAAUAGUCAAAAGUGAGCGUGUAACUAUCAAGAAUAUCAAUGAUCUUCCAGCAGAUAAUAACUCAAGUACUGCAAUUAGUAAACCCAAAAAAAUAUAUGACGUUUCUCAAGCGGAGCCAGACAGUCUCACUAAGAUAAAAGAUCAGGUAAGAAAGGAUAAAUUGCCCAAAACUGGGCAGUGUGAGGACAUUGAAAUAAGUGAGAAAAAGCACAUAAAAGAUGCCAGCACAAGCAAUGAAAAAUCUGGCAGCACCUGUGUAAAAGAUGCAAUGACAAGCAAAAGUAAUACUUUGAGGCAGAACAGUCUCCAGCAGCCUUCACACUGUGCAGUUACUAGUGGGACAAAUGUAACUUCAGAUGCCUAUAUUGAUGAGUGCAAGAAUGAUAUCUGUAGUGCAUCACCAGUUUCUGUUGGUGGCAAUGAAGACAAGGCAUGCAGGAGAGACUCAGUUGGAUGCAUAACGAAGUGCACAGACAAAGAUAGAACGUAUGUUAGUGGUGCUAAUCAAGGUGGAUGUUCUUCGGGUGAUCUACCACUUGCUCCCGUGCAUUUUACGUCCAGUGACCAUAGUUCAUUUUAUCAUGUGAUGGCAUCUAAGGAAAAAGAUCUGCUGCAAGCUUGCUUGAGAGUUUUUCAGAAAAAGAGGGAUGAUCUGUAUCAACAAAAACGCUUGAUUCAGGAUGAGAUUGCUCGCUGUGAAAUGAACAUCCAGAAAAAUCUAAGAGGAGAUGAGAGUUCGACAUUGCAAGUUGACUCGGUAAUCGAAGCACUUAACAGCUUAAGCUCAAGUCAAGUUCGUAUGGGUCUGUCAUCUGAAGAGCAGAGACUUUCUCAAAAUAGUAAAAGGAGGAAGUUCUCUGAGGCAGUUCUUAGCUCAGUAAAUUCAUGUCAGGAACUGGAUGAUAUAUGCCACGAGAAUGGCUGGAUAUUACCCAGAUAUACUGUAUUUCCAUCACUUGCAGGCUGUGAGAGCACUGGAAUGUUCAAGGCUACUGUGUCAGUACAUGGGACAGAUUUUGAGUUUGCCGACGAUGGUGAUCUGAAAAGUAGCCCGCAUGAAGCUCGGGAAUCUGCAGCUACCCAAAUGCUGAAUACCCUACAAACACUGCAGGCGAGGAUUAAAAAACAGUGAUAACUAUGUUAAUGUGCUUUUGUAAAUAUGAAACUUGAGGUGCUCAUUGCUAGGAGCGCAGUGGAAUUUCAUCCUUCAAUACAUAUAUGUUUAACUCACUAACCUCUGGACUUCAGAAAAAGGCAGAGGGGGAUUAUAUUACUUUAUGCUGUUACACAUCCCUAGUUCACGGUGUUUAUUGAUCCAUAGCUUACUCAUGGAAUCAGGGAUCUUGCUGAGUCUCUGCAUAGUCAUAGAGUUUGACUCUAUAAAGAUUACUAAUUGAAUAUUGCUUUGAACACGUUUCGGUUGUGACGAGGCAGAGUGUUUAAAAAUACGAGAUCGAUGAUUUAGCAUGGAGACGCUUGUUGUCAGUUA
This is a messenger RNA of Asparagus officinalis (garden asparagus), 3052 nucleotides long. RefSeq lists its product as uncharacterized. The transcript is spliced from 10 exons. The record is from RefSeq and is a predicted model, not a curated record. The coding region runs from base 155 to 2695 and encodes 846 amino acids. Lineage: Eukaryota; Viridiplantae; Streptophyta; Magnoliopsida; Asparagales; Asparagaceae.